AUGGAGGAGAUCGAGAUGGAGGCCCAGGCCGUCGGGGCCCAGGACGGCUUCACCCACGUUUCCCGCAAGGGGGGCCGGCGGGCGAAGAAGCGGCAGGCCGAACAGGCGUCCUCCACGGGAGAGGGCGAGGACGCGGGGCGUAUGGACACGGACGAGCCCCGGCCGGCCAAGAGGCCUGUCUUUCCGCCUCUCUCCGGGGAUGCUUUCCUGAGCGGGAAGAACGAAACCAGGAAAGUUCCUGUCCCAGCCAACAGAUACACGCCCUUAAAAGAGAACUGGAUGAAGAUUUUUACGCCCAUUGUCGAACACUUGGGACUUCAGAUACGCUUUAACUUGAAAUCCAGGAAUGUAGAGAUUAGGACAUGUAAAGAAACUAAAGAUGUUAGUGCUCUGACCAAAGCUGCUGACUUUGUGAAAGCCUUCAUCCUUGGGUUUCAGGUGGAGGAUGCUCUUGCCCUUAUUAGGCUGGAUGACCUCUUUCUAGAGUCUUUUGAAAUUACUGAUGUGAAGCCCCUUAAGGGAGACCACCUAUCUAGAGCUAUUGGAAGAAUUGCUGGCAAAGGAGGGAAAACCAAAUUUACCAUUGAGAAUGUGACCCGGACGCGGAUUGUUUUGGCUGAUGUGAAAGUUCACAUCCUUGGCUCUUUCCAAAACAUCAAGAUGGCAAGAACUGCCAUCUGCAACCUCAUCCUGGGAAAUCCUCCUUCAAAGGUCUAUGGCAACAUUCGAGCUGUGGCCAGUAGAGCAGCAGAUCGGUUUUGAUCGUGAAGGAGAGACC
Molecule: messenger RNA, 778 nt
Organism: Suncus etruscus (white-toothed pygmy shrew)
Lineage: Eukaryota; Metazoa; Chordata; Mammalia; Eulipotyphla; Soricidae
Gene: PNO1
Product: partner of NOB1 homolog
Exons: 7
Coding region: 1-762 (253 amino acids)
Cellular component (GO): nucleolus
Molecular function (GO): RNA binding
Source: RefSeq, a predicted model, not a curated record